GUGGAAAAGAGUUUUUGCAUAGAAAAUUAAGGUCGUUUCCAACCCGAGUUUUAGAGUCUUGCAGGAGUCACGAAAUGAAAACUCGAUCGAGUGAAUUCGAUGAUUUACCGAAAAAAAAUUGCUCCCUUCCAAUCAUAGUCUGAUGUGUAAAAUUCCGAGAAAUAUUAUUGAGGUCAGCCCGAAGGAUUUGUUAUGAGGACGCAGCGAUAGAUCAACCACUGGGCAGGCCAUGAGCAACGAGAACGAAUUGCUACUGGAUCGAUUAUGCUCGCUGCAAUACGUUUUUAGCGAACGAGUAAAACCUCGAGGAAAUUUGAAUCUCAAUAAUUGAUGGAAUGAAUUGCUGAAAUUUUGGACAUUGGUUUGAGCGAAACGCUUAUGACAGAAUUUUUCUUCAAGUAUUAAACACCUCCUUUACGAUGCAACUGGGGGUAUAGCUCAGUGGUAGAGCAUUCGACUGCAGAUCGAGAGGUCCCCGGUUCAAACCCGGGUGCCCCCUCAGAGAGUUACAUUUUUCUCGUCGAACUUGCGUUUUUUUCUUGUCGACAUGAUUUUUCAGUUCAAAACAUUUACGAGGCGAAAAUGAACUGUCAAAAUAUUUAUUUUUCAUUGCGUUUUUUAAUAUUUUUGAACAAUAAGUGCAAUUUUCCCCGAAUAAGAAGAAAGAAGGAGCAGGAUAAAAUGGACGAUUUAUCGUUAUUCUGCUUUCUUCAUUGAUUUCGUAAAAAGUAAAUAAGAGGCGGUGAGUCAUUUACUUAUUAUUUGCCACUUGCCACUAUAUUAUUUUCACACGGUGCACGGUGUGGCUCUCAAUGGUGAUCGAAACAAACACCAACGCCUAGCGCCGAGAGCGUCGCGUAGGAGAAACUCGAGCAAAUAUAUAACGUGGUAUGCGGUGGUCGUCGCAUCAUCGACAGUCGGCAGCUCGAGGACACGGGCAUCGCGCGGACAAAUUUCACGACGAAAACGAUUGGGUGAUGGGGAUUAGAAAUAUCGGAGGAUAGUCUGGUGGACGGAAGAAGAAAGAGCAAAGCAAAGAGGAGUAAUAAAGGAAAUGGCUACGUGUGUGUGUGUGGCUCGAGUUGUUUUUCACUUUUACGAAACUGUCGAAACACGCAAAUAAUAAGAUUAUCGGUAGUUUUCUCACUUAGAUUCGGACUCGACGAUCGUGCUGAAAGUUGGAUUUAUUUGAUUGAUCGGUCUGUCAUUUUCGACGUAGCUGAACAUGAACUACAAUCAUUCGGGAGCUAGGAGAGGAAAGCCAAAGAGGAUACUGGAUCCUUCGACAGGGCUGUCCAGUCCUGCAUCACCUCCGUCUCAGCAACAGCAGCUGCCACAGCAGCCAGCUUACACAUACAAUCAGCAGCAACAACAACAAUCAACACCGCAUCAACAACAACCACAAUCUCCGCCAAUACCUCCUCGAUAUGGGUUUGAGCCGAUGCAAUCGGCAUCCCCCUAUGAGCCUCGGCGUGCGGAUGGCUAUUCGAGUCAACAAUUUGCUAGUACUCUGCUAGCCGAACCCAUUGUAACUAACAUGGCUCUGCAGUACGGAAACGCUCUGGUUGGCUCGAGCAAACAACAGCUAGAAAAAUAUGUGCCUGUAUCAGCUAUAAAAUAUUACUUUGCUGUCGACACCGAUUAUGUUUUUGUCAAACUGGCAAUGCUUUUUCUUCCGUUCACCCAUAAAGAUUGGUCAGUCAAGUACGAGCAGGAUGGUCCGUUGCAGCCGAGGUACGAGAGAAACGCUCCGGACAUGUACAUUCCGACCAUGGCAUUUCUGACGUACGUCGUAAUGGCCGCCCUUUCGCUGGGUAUGCAGGAACGUUUCAGUCCGGAGCAUUUGGGCAUUCUUGCGAGUACAGCUCUCGCGUGGGGCUUCGUAGAGCUACUAGUACACUGGAUCACGCUAUACGUUAUGAAUAUCGAGACGAGUUUGACGAGUCUCGAUCUUUUGGCUUAUUGCGGCUACAAAUACGUCGGCAUAAACGCCGCUCUUCUUUUUUCCCUCGUUUUUCGAAGGAUCGGUUACUACGCUGUUCUUUGUUACUAUGGUGUAUCACUGGCGACCUUCCUAACCCGAUCAUUGAAACUCCGAGUCGUCCCGGAGGGUCACACUUCUUACACGGCAUCGGGCAACAAAAGGAGGCUCUACUUUAUACUUUUCGUUGCUUUCAUUCAACCGCUGCUCAUGUGGUGGUUGUCCUAUCAUCUUAUAUAGAUUUAAAGAUCGCGGAGCAGACCUCGUUUCUCUUACGAUCAAAACGUGCUUUCUUUUUUUUUUCACGAGAGCACGAAAAAGAAAGAUUGACGACGAACGGUAAUGCGCAUUUCUCAAUUGUACAUCAAUUUACGCUCGGUUGCUUUGUUUCAAUGACCAUCGUUACAUCACAAAUUGUUAUUCACCGAGCUUACAAAUGGAUGACUGUCAAUGGCCAUACAUCGAGGAUAACUCGUACGAAUGUACGAGAUCAAAACAUUCGUACUCAAAAUCGCUGAUGUCGAUAAUUUAUUACCAAAUUAAUAAUAAAUAAAAACGAAACAAUUUAAUAAUAAAGAAAAAAAGAAUCA
Messenger RNA from Venturia canescens, 2571 nucleotides. RefSeq names its product Yip1d-interacting factor 1 (gene Yif1). Bases 1226 to 2221 code for a protein of 331 amino acids. Gene Ontology annotation, biological process: endoplasmic reticulum to Golgi vesicle-mediated transport. Gene Ontology annotation, cellular component: COPII-coated ER to Golgi transport vesicle; endoplasmic reticulum membrane; endoplasmic reticulum-Golgi intermediate compartment. The transcript has 4 exons. NCBI's taxonomy places the organism in Eukaryota, Metazoa, Arthropoda, Insecta, Hymenoptera, Ichneumonidae. The record is from RefSeq and is a predicted model, not a curated record.